UGCACCAGUGCUGAGUGCAAUCACACUCACACACUCCUCUUAAAAACCUUCUUCUGUUUUUGACAGAUGUUCGGAUAAAGAAUAACGCCCUAAAUGUGGCUUAUACAGCACCAUCUCUGAGCUCCCGUAAGAUCAGCAGAUAUCAGGAAUACAUCACUCAUCCUGCGCACAGCUUUCCAUUUUUUUUUCUUUUUACAGGACAUAAGAAAGAUGUUUGCAUUCCUCGCUUGGCUUUCUUCCUAGCUGCGCACCUUGCCGAACAUCCAAUGGUGCGCUUUUGCGCAAAUCUUUCCAAACUUUCCAACCAAGUGGAGGAUAUUUUAAUGUGAAGGAUAUAGCUGAUACGCACACAUACGCGCUGGAAAUGUUCUUUUCGGACGUUCUCAUAUAAGUAAACCUCAAUGUUUGUCUCUUACGCUGGGAAGAGCUCUUAGGAUUUCUCCGUUGUUCACUUGGACAUGUUGCGCAGCGGCGCGACUGCGGAAUUGAAAUAACGCUGCUGUCGCUGGAGUUUCCGAACCUCGCCAACAUCUCGGGCACCGCAGCUUUGGGCAGGUGCUCCUUUCUGAGUGUGUUUGAAGACGGUGCCAUGCGGAGUCUGGAAUCGCACAUCGAAGGGCUGUAAAACCUGCUGAAAACGCGACAUUUACGCAGAGAUGGGAUCCCUGGUGAGAUCCCGUUGGCUGAUGAUCCCCCUGCUUGUGCAGGCCUGGCUAUUGGCUUCCCAAGGCAGAGUCCGAGAGAAACCAUGUCCCCGAAGCUGCCGCUGCGAUGGCAAAAUAGUGUAUUGUGAGUCAAAUGCCUUCCGUGAUGUGCCAAAGAAUGUUUCCGUAGGAUGCCAGGGCCUCUCUCUACGGUACAACAGCUUGGUGAACCUCAGGGCUGGUCAGUUUGCCAGCCUUAGCCAGUUGGUCUGGCUGUACCUAGACCACAACUACAUCAAUGCAGUGGACAAACAAGCUUUUCAGGGUGUUCGAAGACUAAAGGAGUUGAUCCUCAGCUCCAACAAGAUCACACAUUUGGAAAACAGCACGUUCCAUUCGAUCCCCAAUUUACGCAAUCUGGACCUUUCCUACAACAAACUUCAAGUCCUGCAGCCGAAUCAGUUCCAAGGCUUGCGCAAACUUUUGAGCCUCCACGUCAGAUCGAAUUCCCUAAAGACAGUUCCCAUGCGAGUGUUUCAGGAUUGUCGAAACCUAGAGUUCCUUGAUUUGGGCUACAAUCGACUGCGAAGUCUUACACGUAACGCAUUUGCGGGACUUCUCAAACUGACUGAGUUACACUUGGAGCACAACCAAUUCUCAAAGAUCAAUUUUUCUCAUUUCCCAAGGCUGAACAACCUCCGUGCUUUGUAUCUGCAGUGGAAUCGGAUAAAGUCAAUAACCCAGGGAAUUACAUGGACGUGGACCUCUUUGCAAAAGCUGGAUCUCUCUGGGAAUGACCUGCAAGUGUUGGAUUCAAGCAUCUUCCAGUGUCUCCCUAACUUGCAGACUCUUAAUCUGGAUUCCAAUAAGCUAAGCAACGUGUCUCAAGAGGCCAUAUCAGCUUGGAUCUCUCUUACUACCAUCAGUCUUGCGGGAAACAUUUGGGAAUGCAGCCCCAGCUUAUGCCCCCUUGUAGCCUGGCUAAGGAACUUCAAGGGGAACAAGGAAACCACAAUGAUUUGUGCUGGACCAAAGGAAGUUCAAGGUGAGAAAGUCAUCGAGGCUGUUGACACACAUGGUAUCUGUAAGACAACCCCCACCACUUACCUACCGAUCUCCUCUACUGUAAGCUCCCCAUCCAAACCUGGACGCUUCCCCCUGCCCACCAUGUUCAGGGUGAAUGAAAAAAUAACUCGCAACAACCCUGUUGCACCUUCCCCGACUACUGCCUCCCCACCGAUCCCUGAGCAGGACUUUGAGCAUGUUUCGUUCCACAAGAUAAUAGCCGGCAGCGUUGCCCUCUUCUUAUCCGUGGCCAUGAUCCUGCUAGUGAUCUACGUCUCCUGGAAGCGUUAUCCCAGCAGCAUGAAGCAACUGCAGCAGCAUUCCAUGGUGAGAAAACGCCGGAAAAAGGCACGGGAGACAGAGCGAACCCUCAGCUCCCCACUUCAGGAAUAUUAUGUGGACUACAAACCCACAAACUCUGAGACCAUGGACGUACUGGUCAAUGGGACAGGACCCUGUACCUACACCAUCUCCGGCUCCCGAGAAUGUGAGGCCCCUCAACAGAUGGGCACAUUGGCGUUCUACAGGUACGAGCAGCCCAUCGUGGACUACUGCCAGGCUCACCAGCCCCUGCACAUGAACAGGGGCUUUGAGCCCCCGUCCCAGGCCCUCGAGGGGCUGGGGGCACGAGAACGCUGCGGCGUCCCAUCCGCUGGCCUCCUUCCUUCCGUGCCUGCAGCCCCUCUGUCAGAUAUCCGCACCCUACCGCAGUGAGCCGGAGAUGGACUCGUCCCUGUCGCCUGUUUUCCUCGCUGAAUGUCCCCGGAGGGCGUACGCUCUACCCCCAACAUGAACCCACCACAAGACUGAAUCACAGAUAUAUGGGCCAGUGUGAUAAACUACAGACUCUCAGGAGAGGACAGGAUCGACUCUGUCUUUGUCGUGAAGUGGGUUAAAACACACUCCGGUUUGUCAUCUGCAAGAAUCUUCUGUACGAUUGAUGUGUUUGGAAUAAUCUAACAAGGAUGUUUUUUUUUUGGGGGGGGGGGCAUUUUAUCCUGAUGCUUUGGGCUUUUUUGUGAGCUCGGCCCUCUAAAUGUUUAAAAGCAUCAUGCUAAUGGCGAAACGUCUCAAGCGAGAAAUAUACAUCAAGGCCUUUGUUGACUCAACAGCACGCAUACUUUGACAGGCAUACAUUGGUGUUCUCCCAGAACCAAAAGUAAUUAAACGUAAAACGCCGUCCCUUAAAUGGAUUCGAGAAACCGGAGCAGCGAGCAAAGGAAUUUCUGAGCAGGUUCUGAGCAUAAAAAUCUCUUUUAUCUCUUUCUAAUAAGGCCUUUCAGAAGGACUCCUGCCCCAUGAAGUCAGCGAUAAUUGCUUUAUAUAAAAUUGCCCAAAUUUAAUUCCUCAAGGUGAGCUGACAAAUUUGAAUUGUAAAUGAUAAUAUGACCCUCACUUGACAGCCUCUCUAUUGUGAAUCUUUAAAAUGAGUCUUGAUCGUUUGGUAUUAUGAUGAAAGAACCCAUCACACCAUGCUGAUUUUACUCUGAAAAUCACUGACAGCUGUGACAUCAUUUAUCAGUGCUGUUUUACACCGACUGUGGAAAAUGUCUGACACAAUCUGUGAGGUAUUCAUAUUGAGUUUCCUUUCACUUUUAGGAUGUUAACACCAGGGUCAUUCCUGUUAGGCCUUAUAAAUCCUUGAACUUCUAAAAAAUAAAAAUGGCUGUGUGCUAUUUAAUUUAUUUCUAUAAAAUGGUCUUGAAGACAAUCAGGUCAAGAUCAGGCACUUGUAACGUGAUUAGGGCUGUCAAACGAUUAAUCACGAUUAAUCGCAUACAAAAUAAAAGUUUGAGUUUGCAUAAUAUAUGUGUGAGU
Messenger RNA from Megalobrama amblycephala (Wuchang bream), 3527 nucleotides. RefSeq names its product leucine-rich repeat transmembrane neuronal protein 4. NCBI's taxonomy places the organism in Eukaryota, Metazoa, Chordata, Actinopteri, Cypriniformes, Xenocyprididae. Bases 657 to 2423 code for a protein of 588 amino acids. The transcript has 3 exons. The record is from RefSeq and is a predicted model, not a curated record. Gene Ontology annotation, molecular function: protein binding.